Branchiostoma floridae (Florida lancelet) is the source of this 946-nucleotide messenger RNA. RefSeq lists its product as uncharacterized. The coding region runs from base 77 to 874 and encodes 265 amino acids. Gene Ontology annotation, molecular function: protein binding. Gene Ontology annotation, biological process: signal transduction. NCBI's taxonomy places the organism in Eukaryota, Metazoa, Chordata, Leptocardii, Amphioxiformes, Branchiostomatidae. The transcript is spliced from 6 exons. The record is from RefSeq and is a predicted model, not a curated record.
UGCUGACCUAUGUAACGGUAAGCCUGACAAUGACCUAAGCGAGGCUGACCGUACCAGGAUAGCGAGUUUUUUCGCCAUGGCAUCUGAUGGCUGUACCCACGACAUCAGCGCUGAUCUGAGGACAAGGUUGAGAAAAGCUGUUGAAGAGGAAGCAAGGUCAACUAUGGUUCAGGGUGCCUACUCGGGCAUUCUUCCCAUGAUGUUCCUGGCAGGUUUUGUGGAGCAUCCCAUCCUGCUGUACUGCCAGGAUCCUGACUAUAACAACUGGUUGAUGUCUCCAUGCUCAUGUGUACAGCUGGACAGUCAACCACAGCUGGAGGUCAUGUUGGUGGGGACAACGGGCGAAAAACUGAACCACUAUGUAGGCCUCAUCCCUACAGCUGACGAGCAAGGAUCCUCUGGAAACUUGACUGAGACUGAUGGAAACUCCAAUGCCAAAGACCACGCCGAUGAAGCCCCUGAAGUGCAGGAUGAUAUUAGGGAGAUGAGCUUGAGCUUUGACAGCCCGCCACAGAAAGAUAACGAGGCGACACCUCUGCUGUCUCAGCCUCCUCAACCAGAGAAAAAAAUUACGAGAAGACUUGUCCCACAGAUGCAAGUGUUCGAGAUCCCCUUCAGCAUCAGGCAUAAGCUGACAACCCAGCUGAGUGUGAACCGAGAUGAUGGGAGAGACUGGCGGCUCCUGGCAGAUGAGUUAGGCUACAAUGAGUACAUCGCCCUCUGGGACCAACAGAAAGGCCGAGGAGACCUUCCUGCAGAAAGGCUGCUGAAGUGUUGGAGAUCAAAGAAGGAAGCAACUGUAGGGAGGUUAAGGGAAAUUUUAUUGGAACAUAAAAUGGGAGCUAUAGCCCAUAUUCUGGAUACUGAAUAUUGAAGUUAGAUGUAUCAGCACACUCGUGCUAACAUCAACUUUCAUAAUUCACGUAACGUUAAAAAAAAGUGCCUU